UAACUUCCCCACAAACAAGUAAGCAGUGUGCCUCGGACAGGUUGAGAGAGACUUGCACAGCCACAGUGGGACCGAUGAGACUGGUUAGGCAGUUGUGGAUAUGUAGAGGGUGAUGCUGAGGCAAACAGGGCAGUGAGUUAAUGGCAGGCAACAAUAAGGAGCCGGAUAGUUUAACCUUAUAAUUGGCCGUAACCUGAAGCUUCACGCUCCACCCCCUUCCUGUCAAUCUCUCUUCUGUAUAUUUUUGACUCACAGGCGGGCAAUUGUCUCAGAAAGUGUAGAAGUGGUGGGGCCAAGGUAAAUAUAAAUAUACAGCAAACUGCUCUGAGUGUUCAUAGAUGGGAGUCAGUUUGUUAUUGCUGUCAACUGGAUUCCCCAGACUGUUUUACCUAUCCUCAAUUAACACUGAAGAGGGAAAAAAGUGGACAUCACUAGUACAGUUUCAAUUUUAAACCUGGAAGUUUCCACCUAGUGGGUAUUUCUGUUCGAGACUUUACACUCUGAGAUUAUUGUUUCACCAAAAGGAACUGUGUGAAUCACGAAGCAAAAAGGAUUUGGUUGGUGUCCAAGAAUCUGCUUGGGAUUCCUCCAACAGACCUACCCAGAAGCUGAGGUUCAUAAUCAGCUGUUGAGUGGGAAUGGCAAACCUAUCUGCCCAAGAAGCGUGGUCUGUUGAGACAAUGUCCACAUUGACACCAUACAUCAUGAGUGGAGGGGACAAUUUUACUUCCACGACAAUGGCACCAGUGCCUCCACCAAUGAUGACACCAGAGUUCUUGCAGACAGUAGAGUAUGUUUGUGACCAGGUGCUCGUUCCACUGAUAGUCUGUUUUGGAAUUUUGGGCAAUGUCCUAAGUUUGGUGGUUCUAACGAAGAAAGAGAUGGCUUCACCAACCAACUGUUUUCUGAUUGCUCUGGCUGUGUCCGACUUGCUACUUCUUGCGAUUCAGAUCCCCCAUUUUCUCUCCUUUCACCCAGACUGGAAUAAGGCUUCAUCCUUCAUGACCUUCCAUAGGCAUUUCACCAUACUCAGGUAUGUGAUGACCAAUAUCUUCUUAACAUGCACCUGCUGGAUCACUGUUGCUGUGACGAUUGAGCGCUUCAUAUCACUUCGAUUCAUUGCCUAUCCACACCUAGCCUGUACAAUAUCCCGAGCAAAGAAAGCCAUUGCUGCUAUUUUCAUUGUGUCUGUGCUCUUCCACAUCACAAAGUUCUUCGAGUAUAUCCCCAACCCUGACCAUACCAAAGGACCACCACUGCUCCUGACUGAAUUGUCCAUGAGCAAGGCCUACGACAGAUAUGUCCACAUCAGCAACAUCACACUGACUGCCAUCAUCCCUGUAUUUCUCCUCGUCAUCGUCAACAGCUUCCUCAUCUACUUCCUGAUGACCCAUCACCGCCGUAUGAAGCGUCAUCGUGCCGGGGUCCACUCCAGCGUUGACAUGACCCACAUCACUAUCAUUGUCAUCACGAUGGUCCUCGUCUUCAUCGUGUGUCACUCCUUUGGUCUGUUCCUUGCACUGGCCAUUGCAGUUAAUGGUCGCAGACAUGUGUUCAUGAACCCUCUGUAUCGAAGCUUUAAGCACAUAAACUUUCUUCUUGUCACAACCAAUUCAAGCGUAAAUUUUCUACUCUAUUCAACAAUCAGCAAAAAAUUCCGUACUACCUUUCUGGCUAUUUUUUUAGGAAAGCUCCACGACAAGAACCUGUCGUGGAGCAUGCAGAAUUCCAACUCGAAUUUCUCAAGUAAACCUAAUGCCACCUCUUAUAUCUCUCAAAUAUCCACUGACAGCUCAAAUGGAAAAGGUGGAGAGCACUCAGAGGUGUAAAUGCCUGAACCUCUGUGCCCCGUUCCACACAGCAAUCAUAGCGCUAAGGCGAUCGUAACCCCCAUACUAAAACAUAGUCUUACGACAGUCGUAGCACUAUGAUCGCUUUGUGGAAUGGUCCAGAUGCAUAAACACUCCAGAUAUCUGCUAUGUUAACGCCUGUAUCUUUGUCGGUAAAUGUCCUAACCUCUGAGAGUGUAUGCCCCAGAAGGUUUAGGUGUAAACACAACAGACAUCUGGAAGUGUUAAUGUCUUAGGCCUGUAAAGGCGUCAAAGUCCUGGACCUCUGAGAUAUAAAUGCCUUUGACCAUAUACACCAUCAAUAUAUACCACUCAACAUUUGACUGGGUCCAAAAUAUUUAUCUUUAGUCAAAGGUGUGAUCCUUAGCAAACGUUGAGUAGUACAGUAAUAAGGUCAUAGAAGCAUGGACCUUCUAUGUUAACUAUCAGGUCAACAAAGGCAUGAGAUAAUAUAGGAUAGUUGUGUGGCUAUGUAUGUUAUGUCUUGUGAUGGUCCUGGAUCAGUGUUGGACUUGUUGUUUGGUAGACUUGAAGUUUGUAGAGAGGACAUCAAUACAAGGAUGAAGGAUGUGUGUAGUUUUAGUGUGUAUAGGUUCAUAUGUUGUGUAGAUACCAUUACCAUGUAGCAUAUUCCUAGAUAACUACAAGCACAUCUUUAUCAUUACAUCAUUUCAUAUCUAUUAAAUAUGGCAUGAUCAGUGAGAACGACUUACAAGGACUUGACUGUUCUCGGACUAGUUCCUCAAUGAUACAACUCCCAAGGACUUGACUGUUCUCGGACUAUUUCCUAAAUGAUACAACACCCAAGGACUUGACUGUUCUUGGACUAGUUCCUAAAUGAUACAACACCCAAGGACUUGACUGUUCUCGGACUAGUUCCUCAAUGAUACAACUCACAAGGACUUGACUGUUCUCGGACUAGUUCCUCAAUGAUACAACUCCCAAGGACUUGACUGUUCUCGGACUAGUUCCUAAAUGAUACAACACCCAAGGACUUGACUGUUCUCGGACUAGUUCCUCAAUGAUACAACACCCAAGGACUUGACUGUUCUCGGACUAGUUCCUCAAUGAUACAACACCCAAGGACUUGACUGUUCUCGGACUAGUUCCUCAAUGAUACAACACCCAAGGACUUGACUGUUCUCGGACUAGUUCCUCAAUGAUACAACACACAAGCCUUUUGAUCAAGUCAGGUAAUGGGCAAUGGAAAGAGGAACGCAGAGAGAUCAGCAGUGCCUUCUGACAAACACCCAAAUAACCAGAUGUUCCAAAGACAACAACAUCAACCAUGCUGACAAGGAAAUCACUGAUUCUUAGGGAUUUGUGGAAACUUGCCUCCUGUGAAACUGUUAUAAUGAAUAUGUAAUACUCUUGAGAGUAGUUGACAAAUGUGGACAUAGGCAUGUGGAGCACUGACCCACAUUGUGAACACUUGUUAUAAUCACAAGUGAAGGCUGAAUGACUGUACCGGUGACACUUGAAAACAUCAGGGUGAACCCAGCCACUGAACUUGAUGAUGAUGCAAAGAUAUUAACCUCUUUAUUCUAUCAUUUGUUUACAUAUAUAAUCUCAAUGUUUGUACCCAUAUUUAUGUACAUGUAGUCAUGGUAGUAUUUGUUUGUGAAUAUUACUUUGCCAUGAUAAGUUGCAAUAUUGUUGAUACACAACGUUCAUACAGAUAUGGAAUACUUUCAUUCAAGGCCUUUUCAAGGCUUUCAACUGUCAUUUUCAAGGCUUUUAUAGUUGGGUUAUAAGCUGCAGUCUGUCAACAUUUUCUUAAAUUCCAGUAUACCAUUUACCGUAAGACCCAAAAAGCAGUACGAACAUCACAAAGUUUCAAACAAAAUUGAUUUGCACAACAAACAAAUAAAAUAAAUAUGAUUGUCAUGAAUAUUUCAAGGUAUUUGGCAAAUUGUAAAAUCUAUCACUGCGAUAAAUCACACAUAACAUCCUUGGUACAUAACUACAUUUUUGUGUGUUUUAAUACUUUUAUUAACAAGGUUACCCGGGUAUGUCAUUUUGUUUAAAGUCAUUUUGUUCAAAGUCAAGGCUUUUCAAGCUACUUUGGUGACUUUCAAGGUUGACACUGAAAAUCAAGGCUUUUCAAGAGGGAUCUUAAAAUUCAAGGCCUUUUCAAACAUGUAUGAACCUUGUGAUAUAAAGCAAACAAUAUGUCACAUUGUUUCAGACUUAAACAUGUCUUUAAUUGUCCCUAUUAAAUAUUGGAAUAACAUAUGACAGUUAGAUAUAUAGUACCAACAAUAACAUCCUAUUACAGACUACAGCCUCUAUUCCCUUAUUCUCUUUAAUAUUUAUACAUUCUGAUAUGUUAAAAUACUUUUACACAUAUUUCUGUUGGAAACUUUAACCAGACUAAACCAAAUUCAGUAAGAUGCAGAUGAGCCCUCUUAGCCAACAGUAUGUCUGUCUGAUCAGCUUGGAAAUGAGUUUUGUGAAGAACCCUCCACAAUUGUAAUGUCCCCCAGCUGGAUGGAAGCUUCAGCUGUGCUGAGUGCUAGAUUUCUGUGGAGAGUGACAAGUGUGGUAGGCUGAUGCUGCUGCUGCACACAAUGGGCCUAGGUCAUGGUGACAUGUCGUGUUGACAGAGGCAAUGAUGCUUGCCAAGGAAUCCCAAACACUUGUUGAUUUCUUUCAUGUGAAAUACAUCUUGGAGAAACAACAAAGCAUUGAAACCUAAUCCUUUUCUCUUUGAAAAACAUAAAUGCAGGCAAGCCAAAUCUGUACAUGAACGAGAGUGUGUGGCUAUUUCUUGUACCUCUAAGUGUUAUUUCUCCCCUGUGUAUUGAGACAUGGCUAAGGCUCUGAUAUUAAGGUACUUGUGUAGUUUCAAUAAGCUGUCAUUGACAGCAGCAUUUCAUAUCCUACUACAGCUUCUUAGGACAUACCUUUGAGAAUAGGCCUUCAUCGUGUCCAUUGUUAUCCAACAUCUUUCACCAUAUUAUCACUGAUUAUUCAAUUGUUCAUACAGAGGGAAGGCUUGGAUGUUUAAUUAGUCUGCAACUCUGAAGCCUGAGUCUAGUAACAUUCUGUUCGGUAUAGUAAUCUAAUAAUAGUCCACAUUAUAACACUAAAACAUUUUAUAUGAUGCUAAAGGUCAUGUUCUGUCAAAUAGACUUUGUCACAGGCUGUAAAUACAUAUGUCAAUAUUGAGGCCCCAAAAUUUGUUUAUGUAUAAUUUUGUCAAUUUUUAUAAUAUGCAAUAAAAAUUAAUAUUUUUUCUCAGGCAAGGACUUGUAAACAUGUGAACGUGGUCAUCAACAGUUUGUGUUGAAACUGUCUGCCACCCAUACUUUGCCAUGUUCAGUGCCUUUGCUGAUUCUAUAGUGCCUCAUUGUAUUGUUUAACCUAAGCAACCUGUAUUGUGUAUGAUAUGCAAUUGGUUGGUGUAAUCACUCUCACUGUACAUUGUUCUUGCAGUAAUCAAUCCGUAGUUGAUCCUAUUCAUAGCAAUAAAAUAUUUUGUAUCACA
Messenger RNA from Haliotis rufescens (red abalone), 5340 nucleotides. Its product is annotated as G-protein coupled receptor daf-37-like. Bases 639 to 1829 code for a protein of 396 amino acids. Gene Ontology annotation, biological process: G protein-coupled receptor signaling pathway. The record is from RefSeq and is a predicted model, not a curated record. The transcript has 2 exons. Gene Ontology annotation, cellular component: membrane. NCBI's taxonomy places the organism in Eukaryota, Metazoa, Mollusca, Gastropoda, Lepetellida, Haliotidae. Gene Ontology annotation, molecular function: G protein-coupled peptide receptor activity.